UAGGGAUGUGAAUGGAUCAGAUUUGACACUAUAUCCGUUUUUCCGGAUAUUCAUAUACUUACAUUCAAAUUCAUAUUUGAAUUCGAAUGAAAAAAAAAUUGAUAUCAUAUGCGAAUCUGAAAUCUGAAUUUGUAGUAUGAAUCUGAUUUUUAGAUUAACAUCCGAAUUGAACCAUAACCAGUCCUGCCGAGCUAGCUCAUGGGCAAGAUAUGGGACCAAGAAGGAUUGAAUUGGCAGUCUGGUACUAGUUGACUGGGCGUGAUCCAGCUACGUGGUAUGGCUGCUAUAUCUGGUCAGACCAGUUUUUGGUAGACACCUAACAAAACCAAACAUCAAACCAGCAUGUUCUACAUGGACAAAGUAAUGCAAGUAAGGCAUAGUUGGCUAAUCCCAUGACCGUUAAAAUUUGUACCGGACAAACCAAGCAUAGGACUCACUGGACCUUGAACUGGAUAUAAACGGAUUGGAUUUGGCCAAUCUCCAAAUGUAUCCUUUGCUGGGGAAGAUGUAACUAGGAGAGUAAACGAAUCGGAUCCAGGUUGGGAACUUGAACCUGAUCCAAUCUAAACUCAACCAAUCUUUCAUGUAGCCUAUUCCUAUCUGUACCUUUUACGCUUCUCAACCCUGAAUUUGAUGAGUCUGUACACCUUCUUGUUCCUUAUUAAAAGAAUUUCUGGCUAAAAGAAAAUUGGAGUUGAAUUUUGUUUGGAUUUGGAUCAAGAUUGAAAAGGAUGGUAAGAACCUAGACUUAGCUUAACUUGGCGAAUCAGAUGCAUUGCAGACACUAAUGCAUCCAGAUUACGUAAACUAUAUUUUUCAAAUGAGCCUAAUGGGACAUGAGAAAAAACCAUUAAUGGAAGUCAAAAGAGAACUUGCUUUCUGGGUCAACAUCUGAUAAUGACAGAUGAAAACCAUUCGACUGAUUUUGCUUCCAGGUAUCGAGGAAGCAAAGAAUUUCACAAGUUUCAUCUUAACCUCACAUGAAAAGGUUGGAAUAAAAGCUUGUUUCUUCCCCAAGUAAAGCUAGAGAUCUUCUGUUCAACCAAGACCCCACAGCUUAUAUGUGCCCUCCCUCCCAAUUUGUCCAUUUCCCAAAGACAAUUUGAAGGUUUAACGUCUACAAGGGGGCGACAACCUUACACAGCAUUGGUGCCUUCUGAGUUUGGCGGUAAUGGAGAAAGUUGGAGGAAGAAUGUAUCAGCCCGUUCAACGAUUUGGGCCAGAAACUACCCAUGAAGAUUUCUUACCAGCAUAUGAUUGGGCCCAAGAUAGUGAUGGUCAUAUCCUUCUCAUUGAGAUUCCUGGGUUCACCAAGGAAGAUGUCACGGUGCAGCUUGACAACUACGGUAAUUUAACUAUUGGUGGACAAAAAAGGGUAAGCGACAGCAGAUACAGGCGCUUCAAACAGGUUUUUGGAGUGCCAGAAGAUGUGAACUACGAAAGCAUUUCGGCGAGAUUCGAUAGUGGCCUCCUCUACAUCAUCCUGCCAAAGAUCUUGCCAGCAAUCAAGGAAGAACAAAAAGAUGGCAGAGAAGGCAGAGGCAAAGCAGAGCAGGAACAGAAUGACAAAAGCCAGCUCUCCGAGGAAAGAACAGAAGGGAUAAGGGAGAGGGCUGGUGGACAAGAGAGGGCCAAAGAAGAGAAGAAAGAGAAAGUUGGCGGUGAAGAAGGAAGGAAGGAAGAAAAGAGAAAGACCGUUGAGCAGGAAGAGAAAAGAAGGGGAGAGAAGAGAGAUGAAGUUGGUGCGGGAGCCCAAAGAAAGGAAAAGAACAGAGACAAGAUCGAGGAAGAAGGGGAGACGAGGCAAGAAAAGAAAGAGCAAGUAGGUGGGAUACGGCAAGAGAAUAAGGGAAGAAAGAGGGUGAAAUUUGGUGGAGAAGAGACAAUAGGCAAGGGUCAGGACACGAGACAACAUGUCGAUGAAAAAAGGGAGCCGACGGAAGAAGAGAAGGAGGAAGUUGGCAGGAAGGAAGGAACAGGGGAAGAGAAGCGCGGAAUAAUUAAUGGAGAGGCAACCAAGAAAGAGAAAAUUGGGGGAGAAGGGGAUGAAGUAAAGGAAGAGAAGAGAGAGAAAAUCGGUGGGCAGAUGGGAGUGAGGAAAGACGGGAGGACUGUUGCUGGUGGAGGAGAGAUUGGAGGUAGGAGGGUUGAAGGAAGAGAAAAAGAAUCUAGAAGAGAGAGGGAAAGUGUGGUGAGAGGAAGCGAAAACGGAGAAAACACCGAGGGCUCAACCGAGACGAGGAAGGAAGCAGAGGACUGCGGUAUGGGGCUGAGAAGGAUCUGGGAAAGUGCUGGGUGGAGACGCGCACUAGAAAGCGAGACGAUUGGAGAAGUUCUCCAAGCUAUGAAGAAAAACAAGGUCGCAGUUGCAUCAGCUCUCAUAGCUCUAUCGGCUGGCUUGUACUUAUCCCACAGGUUUAAGACAGCUGGUGAUUGAAGUAAAUAA
Nymphaea colorata (pocket water lily) is the source of this 2446-nucleotide messenger RNA. RefSeq lists its product as uncharacterized. Lineage: Eukaryota; Viridiplantae; Streptophyta; Magnoliopsida; Nymphaeales; Nymphaeaceae. Bases 1172 to 2437 code for a protein of 421 amino acids. The record is from RefSeq and is a predicted model, not a curated record. Gene Ontology annotation, biological process: protein folding; response to salt stress; protein complex oligomerization. The transcript is spliced from 2 exons.